This is a messenger RNA of Solenopsis invicta (red fire ant), 1892 nucleotides long. RefSeq names its product transcription factor 21 (gene HLH54F). The record is from RefSeq and is a predicted model, not a curated record. NCBI's taxonomy places the organism in Eukaryota, Metazoa, Arthropoda, Insecta, Hymenoptera, Formicidae. Bases 711 to 1385 code for a protein of 224 amino acids. Gene Ontology annotation, biological process: developmental process; regulation of transcription by RNA polymerase II. The transcript is spliced from 3 exons. Gene Ontology annotation, molecular function: DNA-binding transcription factor activity, RNA polymerase II-specific; protein dimerization activity; RNA polymerase II transcription regulatory region sequence-specific DNA binding.
AUUCUAAGAAUACUGUGUACUUACAGGGUAGGUUAAAUAAUAAUUAAGUGUAUCUCAAUUUAGCAUUAAACAUAACUUAUAGUUUAAGUUAACGAAGCGUUUACAAAGGGCAAAUGAAGCUAAAUUUAAUACAGUUAAAUACAGAGUAUUAUAUAUUAUAGUUACGUAAAAAUAUCUGAAAAGUAUUCUCUUUAUUAAAGUGGAUGGUAUGAAGUAAUAUUUAAGAAGUCAUUAAUUUAAAUUAAAGAAGGAAGUGUAAGUAUAAGAAAUGAUUUUCUCGUCAUUUAGUUUCUUAUCAUAUCAGAAAAAAUGUCAACGUUAUCCUGUCUACAAUAUUGCUUAUUAAAUAUAAUUCUUGAAGAUGUAUUUAAAAAUAUUUUUAAUGAUAUCUUAUAUCAUAAUGUAAAAUCGAUAGAAGUAUAGGAUUUUAUUUGAAAGUUAAUGCAACAUCUAGACAGAGUCACGGUAUAUAAUAUACUUUUAUAUUAUUUUUCAACUAUUGUUAAAAUUAAACAUAGAAUAAAAAGCCAUAAGAUCCAAUCGACAUUUAUUAAAGUAAAAGUGAAAAAUCCGUGCGUGGAAAUUUCAGAAUUGGAUUUAUCGUUUAAUGCAGGAUAUUAAUACGAGUGUUGGUUUUUCCCCCUGCAUUUUCAUCGAGAGAGAAAGAAAGAGAGGAGAGAAAGAGAGAGAAGAGGAAGAAACCAGGAAGGAUGUGCCAGGUGGGUACGAAUGCCGCAGCGUUCCCGCGGAUUGGAUCGAGCAGCAUCUCGGAAAACAAGAUGAGGCGAAUGAGACUAGCGACCGAUGUUCGAAAGCUCCGCCUGGUUUUCGGGCCGUCCCAAAUCUCUGCGACCCUCCAACGAAUGUAUCUUCGGAUGCCUCGAAAACGGCGCGCCUCGACAUCGUCGUUGGAGGAAUAUCCUUGCGAUGAAAAAUACAUGAAGGAUGACAUGGACAGCCGCGCACCUCGAAACGCUGCCAAUGCCCGAGAACGUGCAAGGAUGCGCAUUUUAUCCAAAGCUUUUUGUAGACUCAAAACCACUCUACCAUGGAUACCAGCUGAUUCCAAAUUAAGUAAACUGGACACAUUACGUUUAGCCGCAACAUACAUCGCUCAUCUGCGAGCAGUGCUUCGAGAUGACGGCGAUGCUCAUCCAGAAACCACCAAAUCCUUGUCGCUGGCCUUGUCAUGGCCAUUUGCUAUUCAAAGCAACAACGGAGCCACGCUUAUGAACAACAGUUGCAACGUGUCUUCCUCAACGUCUUCGAACUGUAAUCAGUAUAGAGGACAGCAAACGACUCAUGAUAUCCAAAACUUCCAUCAUUCAGGUCAUCAGGGCGUGUCCACACGCCAUAAUCAGGAGCAACAGCUCUCUUAUUACUAACAAAAAAAUUCUGACAAUCCGAUCAGAGCUUAACUAUGACGGACGAUAUCUACGAAGAGCUACCACCAGCUGGGUUAUAUGACGACGGCGUUGUCAUGUAUUCACGCUUUAUUUAUUCCAAAGUGCCUUACUCUAGUAUUUAUUGAUUUAAUCUUAAUGUAUAAUUAUGAUUGCUUCUCCAUUUGUGCGACAAGGAAAUAUUUAUGUCUUUAUAUGAGUUUUUCAUAUAUCAAAGACACAAUUUAUUUUGCAUAUUUUUAGAAGCUUUAAUAAAACAAAAUUAUAUGAUAAAAGAUAAUUUCUAGAUUCAAUAAAUAAGAAAGGAAAUAAAAUUGGGCUAUAUAAGCUGAACUGAUUAUUAGCGCUAAUUCUAUAUUGUAAUUUAAAUAUAAUAAUUAAUAAUAUAGAAAAUGUUUUAAUCUGUAAUGAGGUGAUCUUCGAUAUUAAAUAAAUAAUUAAUAACACUAUUAAAAUAAGGUAAUCUAAACAAAUUACGUCGUUAUAACU